GUGAAAUAAUCUAGGGGCGUCACUUCCGGCCUUCGUUCCUUUCUCCGAGACCUUCCGUCGGUGGUGGAACCCGCGUGUUUACACACUCACAGAUGAAGGAGUCGAUAAUGAAUCAGGAGAAGCUUGCCAAACUGCAGGCGCAGGUCCGCAUAGGCGGCAAGGGGUCAGCCCGCAGAAAGAAGAAGGUGGUGCACAGAACAGCAACAGCAGACGACAAGAAGCUGCAGUUCUCCCUCAAGAAACUAGGAGUCAACAACAUCUCUGGCAUUGAGGAGGUGAAUAUGUUCACAAACCAGGGCACAGUGAUCCAUUUCAAUAAUCCAAAGGUUCAGGCCUCUUUGGCUGCCAACACCUUUACCAUCACAGGGCAUGCUGAGAACAAGCAGCUCACAGAGAUGCUUCCUGGAAUCUUAAACCAGCUGGGAGCUGACAGUCUUACCAGCCUCAGGCGAUUAGCAGAGACCCUUCCUAAACCAGCUGGAGAGAACAAAGCCCCCAUGGUUGCUGCUGAAGAAGAGGAUGAUGAAGUUCCAGAUCUUGUUGAAAACUUCGAUGAAGCUUCAAAGGAUGAGGCCAACUAACAAAACACCCUUGAACAUUUGUCUCACCAUAUCUCCACACACACAUUUCUGCAUAUGGAGUUGGUCAUCAACAAAACUUCAUUUUUUAUUGUAACACCUAGAAUUGGUGUAAAACAAGUAAAAACAUAUUUUUAUGGCAACUGUGACCUAUGCCUUUGUCUCAUUUAGUUCAUCCCGCAGUACACGUGAUUUUAUUUAAUUCGGUGCGAUGUGCAGAGCUUUGUCUUUCUCAUGUUGCCUCUCCUGCCCACACAUCAAAAUUGCAUUGUUGGAAUUAAUCAUGUAAUAAAGAUUACAUUAAAGUUUA
Molecule: messenger RNA, 888 nt
Organism: Solea solea (common sole)
Lineage: Eukaryota; Metazoa; Chordata; Actinopteri; Pleuronectiformes; Soleidae
Product: transcription factor BTF3-like
Exons: 6
Coding region: 93-581 (162 amino acids)
Cellular component (GO): cytosol; nascent polypeptide-associated complex
Source: RefSeq, a predicted model, not a curated record